Helianthus annuus (common sunflower) is the source of this 442-nucleotide messenger RNA. RefSeq lists its product as uncharacterized. The record is from RefSeq and is a predicted model, not a curated record. The coding region runs from base 1 to 405 and encodes 134 amino acids. The transcript is spliced from 5 exons. Lineage: Eukaryota; Viridiplantae; Streptophyta; Magnoliopsida; Asterales; Asteraceae.
AUGCAGAUAGUUUUCAAGGCGCAAAAGGCUCCAAAUGAAGAAUACGAAGAAUAUCUUAGCCACCUGUUUGGUGAUAAGUGCACUGGCAACCGCAACGAGAUGGCCCAGCUGCCUGAAGGCAUUACAGAACUGCUAGAACAUGAGAAGCUUCCUGUUCCACUGCUCAAGUGUCAUAAUGUGAUUGUGCUCACUGCAACAAAUGUUGAUGAGUUAGACCGACAAUGGGAUGCUUUGAUUGAUUUAAGGUCUACUAAUCUGCUAGCACCAACAGGACCGUUUGUAUCGAAGCAUUUAGAACCGUCACUCUUAGAUUUAGAAGUUGCUCAGCCUCUAUCCAAGAUUGCUAUUGAAUUUCCUGAUAUCUACACUGGUACAAACUACAUAUACGUUUUUAUCAAGUUAUGAUAGUUGACCUUUAUCUUUAGUCUUCCUAACUUUUUGU